Megachile rotundata (alfalfa leafcutting bee) is the source of this 1274-nucleotide messenger RNA. RefSeq names its product carnitine/acylcarnitine carrier protein colt, mitochondrial (gene colt). Gene Ontology annotation, biological process: mitochondrial transport; carnitine transmembrane transport. Gene Ontology annotation, molecular function: O-acyl-L-carnitine transmembrane transporter activity. Gene Ontology annotation, cellular component: mitochondrial envelope. The record is from RefSeq and is a predicted model, not a curated record. Lineage: Eukaryota; Metazoa; Arthropoda; Insecta; Hymenoptera; Megachilidae.
GAACACAUUUAUUAUUAGUUUAUUUUAAAUUACGUUCAUCAUUCAAUUUUAAUGAGACAAUUCUAGAUAGAAUUAAAGUUUUAAGAUAGAAGAUCUGCCAAUUGUUGGGGACGAACCACCUAUAAUUGGACUAAACGUUUUAUACAGAUAAGACUGCUUUUCAUAUGUAUGUUGUGUUUUAAAUAAUAAUACAGUUUGUUAAACGAAUCAUCUUAAAAUGUCAGAAAAAGAAAGUCCAGUUAAAUAUUUUAUAAGUGGAGGUUUUGGUGGAAUAUGUACUGUUAUAUCAGGACACCCUCUCGACACGAUAAAAGUUCGUCUCCAAACUAUGCCAGUACCUGGUCCAAAGGAAUUGCCCUUAUAUAGUGGAACACUAGAUUGUACUAGGAAAACAAUAGCACAAGAAGGAAUACGUGGUUUAUAUAAGGGUAUGGGUGCACCUUUAUGUGGUGUAGCUCCAAUAUUUGCUAUAAGUUUUUAUGGAUAUGGACUUGGCAAGCAGUUAAUAAGAAAAACAGAAGAUGAACAACUAACUCCUUUAAAGUUGUUUUAUGCUGGAGCAUUUAGUGGUAUUUUUACAACCAUUAUAAUGGCACCAGGUGAAAGAAUAAAGUGCCUUUUACAGAUACAACAAAAUGACAUAAACCCAAAGUAUAAAGGACCAAUUGAUUGUGCCAAGCGGCUUUAUAAAGAAGGAGGAAUAAAAAGUAUCUAUAAAGGUACUUGUGCCACUCUUUUGAGAGAUAUUCCUGCCAGUGGAAUGUAUUUUAUGACAUAUGAAUGUUUAAAAAAUUGGUUGACUCCUGAUGGAGGUAAUAUAGGAAUAGGAGCUACAAUUGUAGCUGGUGGUUUUGCUGGUAUUGCAAAUUGGAUUGUUGGGAUGCCACCUGAUGUAUUAAAAAGUCGUUUACAAAGUGCCCCAGAAGGAACGUACAAACGCGGAAUUCGAGAUGCUUUUAUAGUUUUAAUGAAAGAAGAAGGACCAAAAGCACUUUACAAAGGAGUUACACCUGUAAUGCUGCGUGCGUUCCCGGCAAAUGCAGCAUGUUUCCUCGGAUUUGAAUUUGCAAUGAGUUUGUUGAAUUUAUUAGUGCCUGGCCUAUAAUGUGAAUUUUUGUUAAGUUUUUAAACUAAGCAAUUUAUGAGACCUUUGUGUCUCAACUGUGUUCCUACAGUAUUGGUUAUUAAACCAAUCCGUCAUUAGACGGAUAGACUAUGUAACAGUAUAUUUUUAUAUGAAACGUAAUUGAAAAUAUUGAACAACGAUAUUUGUU